This is a messenger RNA of Copidosoma floridanum, 1749 nucleotides long. RefSeq lists its product as uncharacterized. Lineage: Eukaryota; Metazoa; Arthropoda; Insecta; Hymenoptera; Encyrtidae. Gene Ontology annotation, molecular function: structural constituent of chitin-based larval cuticle. The record is from RefSeq and is a predicted model, not a curated record. Gene Ontology annotation, cellular component: chitin-based extracellular matrix.
UUUGGAUACACUCUCAACAUGAGGAUCUUACUGCUGGUGAUUCCAGCACUUUUGCUGGCGUCAACGCAAGCGCGGAAGGUCCAGCUACGGCCACGCAUACAGGAAACGCAGUUGUACUACGAGGACGAGGAAGCUCAGCCAGCCGAGGCAGAUGAUUACGCCUCGCAGGUAGCCUAUCAACCUCGUACCCGCGCGUUACCUUCAUCUCGCUCCAAGGACACGCUUCAGGGCUCAAAGCCACCCCCAGUCCAGACGAUCCGCAACUACAACAAGGUCAAUGACGACGGCUCCUUUACCUUCGGCUACGAGGCAGCCGAUGGUUCCUUUAAGGAGGAGACCCGCGGCACGGACUGCGUGGUGCGUGGCAAGUACGGCUACAUCGACCCCGAUGGCAACAAGCGUGAGUUCACCUACGUCUCCGGAAACCCCUGCGACCCUAACGCCCCUAAGGAUGAGGACGAGGAGGAUCUAGCCAAAAAGCAAGAACCCGACGAUAUCUCAGGUCCAGCAAACUACCCAUCAGUCAGGCCCGUGAGCUUGAGGCCCGUGAGGCCAAAUAGCAACAGCUACCCCUCGACGACUGCCAAGGCGCCCACUACGAUAUUCCAGAGCGAGUACCAGCUGGUGGAUGACGACGCCAGCCAAGAGCUUGAAGAGGAGCCUACUAAGCCCCAGCAGCAGUUGCGACCCUCUGCCUUCCGCCGGCCUCAGUUCGUACAAGUUGUGGCCGAGCCUUCGUCCCCCCUGUACCAGUCACACUCGGCCACAACCAGUCCGACCCUCUAUCGGCUCGCCUCAACCGCAAGCGCACCCCGUUACAACUCAGCCACGAGUCCCGCGCCGCCCACACGCCAGUCCACCUACUAUCACCAGCCUAUAGAAACGAGCACACGCGCGGCCCCCGUGACUCGCGCCCAGCACCAAUCGGUGGCAAUAACACCCCGGCCGCACGUGGCCCAGGUAGCUGCCCAGUACGUCUCACCCAGUAGCACUGAGAGACCCGGCGUUGUAUUUGCACCUCGCACCGUCACCCCCGUACACUCCACUACCACAGCCACGACACCCAGCCAGCACCUCGACUUUGUAGCCGAGCUCGAACGAUACGUCAACUCAGUGGGCAGUCCCACGCCCCGACCCCAGGUUGUCCAGCCGCAGCAUCAUUCGAGGUUUGUCAAGCCAAACACUUCCCUGUCGCCGCAACAGCUCUCGUCGUCCGCUCGGCCCGAUCCCAUCUACCAAUCCGAAUUAGUCUACGACCCCCAGACCGGUCAGUACAACACUCAGCUCUAUCAGACACUGCCGCAAACCCUCGGCGAUUUCAGCCUCAAUCACAAGCUCCAACCGUUCGUAGCCACAGCCCAGCAGCCCCUGCUCAGCCUGCAGCAGAGCCCGAUUUACCGCUCAGCGGCCUCCGUGCCCCAGCCCGCUCAACAGCCCGCGCCCCAGCUUCAGCCGAGGCGGCCACCACCCCAGCCUCAAGAGGCCGUAUUCCGCAAGCAACAGAGCCAGCUUCUCCAACAGUCUCACCAGCUCUACGCUCAGCAGCAGCGCCGUCAACAGCAGCAGGCCCAGCUGGUCAAGCCUGCGGCUCAGAAACAGGCCCAAAAGAUACAGUUCCUCCAGGAGGCGCCUCGCGAUGGCCAAAACUUUUACUACAUUGCGGCGGCGGCGCCGCAGGGCUCGCCUGAGGCCGCCGCCGGGCCGAUCUCCAUCGGACAGAUCGACCAGUUCCUCCGCGGUGGCUUCUGA